GGAUCGCGCCGGGUCUGGCGCUCCUGCUCUGCUGCCCGGUGCUCAGCUCCGCAUAUACGCUGGUGGAUGCAGAUGACGUCAUGACCAAAGAGGAGCAGAUCUUCCUGCUGCACGGCGCCCAGGCCCAAUGUGAAACGCGGCUCAAAGAAGUCCUGCAGAGGCCAGCUGACAUAAUGGAAUCAGACAAAGGAUGGGCAUCUGCAUCCACAUCAGGGAAGCCCAAGAAAGAGAAGGCAUCUGGGAAGCUCUACCCUGAGUCCGAGGAGGACAAGGAAGUGCCGACUGGCAGCAGGCACGAAGGGCGCCCCUGCCUGCCAGAGUGGGACCACAUCCUGUGCUGGCCCCUGGGGGCACCAGGUGAGGUGGUGGCCGUGCCCUGUCCAGACUACAUUUAUGACUUCAAUCACAAAGGCCAUGCCUACCGUCGCUGUGACCGCAAUGGCAGCUGGGAGCUGGUGCCGGGGCACAACCGGACAUGGGCCAACUACAGCGAGUGCGUCAAGUUCCUGACCAAUGAGACUCGUGAACGGGAGGUGUUUGACCGCCUAGGCAUGAUCUACACGGUGGGCUACUCCGUCUCGCUGGCUUCCCUCACGGUGGCUGUCCUCAUCCUGGCCUACUUUAGGCGGCUGCACUGCACACGCAACUACAUCCACAUGCAUCUGUUCCUGUCCUUCAUGCUUCGCGCCGUGAGCAUCUUCGUCAAGGACGCGGUGCUCUACUCCGGCGCCACGCUCGAUGAGGCUGAGCGCCUCACGGAGGAGGAGCUGCGCGCCAUCGCCCAGGCACCGCCGCCGUCCGCCGCCGGCUACGUGGGCUGCCGGGUGGCUGUGACCUUCUUCCUUUACUUCCUGGCCACCAACUACUACUGGAUUCUGGUGGAGGGGCUGUACCUGCACAGUCUCAUCUUCAUGGCCUUCUUCUCAGAGAAGAAGUACCUGUGGGGCUUCACAGUCUUCGGCUGGGGUCUGCCUGCCAUCUUCGUGGCUGUGUGGGUCAGUGUGAGAGCCACCCUGGCAAACACCGGGUGCUGGGACUUGAGCUCUGGGAACAAGAAGUGGAUCAUCCAGGUGCCCAUCCUGGCUUCCAUUGUGCUCAACUUUAUCCUCUUCAUCAACAUCGUCCGGGUGCUUGCCACCAAGCUGCGGGAGACCAACGCCGGCCGGUGUGACACGCGGCAGCAGUACCGGAAGCUGCUCAAAUCCACGCUGGUGCUCAUGCCGCUCUUUGGCGUCCACUACAUCGUCUUCAUGGCCACGCCGUACACCGAGGUCUCAGGGACACUCUGGCAAGUCCAGAUGCACUACGAGAUGCUCUUCAAUUCCUUCCAGGGAUUUUUUGUCGCCAUCAUAUACUGUUUCUGCAAUGGCGAGGUGCAAGCUGAGAUCAAGAAAUCCUGGAGCCGCUGGACGUUGGCACUGGACUUCAAGCGCAAGGCACGCAGCGGGAGCAGCAGCUACAGCUACGGUCCAAUGGUGUCUCACACAAGUGUGACCAAUGUAGGGCCUCGCACAGGACUUGGGCUGCCCCUCAGCCCCCGCCUGCUACCUGCCGCCGCCACCAAUGGUCACCCCCCACUGCCUAACCACACCAAGCUAGGGGCCCCGGCCCUCCAGACCACACCACCUGCCGUGGCCGCUCCUAAGGACGACGGGUUCCUCAAUGGCUCCUGCUCAGGGCUGGACGAGGAGGCCUCGGUGCCAGAGAGGCCACCGGUCCUGCUACAGGAGGAGUGGGAGACUGUCAUGUGAUCAGGGACCCAAGGGUUGGACCUGUGGACAUAAGGGCAAACAGGCGGACCAAGAGAUGGGUGGUUGGACGAUUGCCCACUCAGGGCUGGGGAUGGGAGGACAAAACAGGAAAAAAAAAAAGAAAAGAAAAAGAAAAAAAGAAAAGGGAAGAGGAAGCA
Messenger RNA from Vicugna pacos (alpaca), 1909 nucleotides. The record is from RefSeq and is a predicted model, not a curated record. Lineage: Eukaryota; Metazoa; Chordata; Mammalia; Artiodactyla; Camelidae.